AUGCCACCACCACCGGCACGACACAACAGCAGAAAUGGCGUCCCCUAUCCCAGACCGCCCCCGUUACGCCUUCGUUUAUGUUCGGCAACCUUGAUCAUUGUACCCCCUAACCUUGUGAAUCAUUGGUUGCAUGAGAUUCAACGUCACACCGAAGGGCUUAAAGUGUACGUUUUACGCGACAGCUCCGAUGCAACCCCCUCCCCUGAGGUGAUCCUGCAGCAGGACAUCAUUCUGUUCUCGCGAAUUCGCUUUGAAAGAGAAGCGGGCGACGCGUUGCAUAUUAGACGUCAAUCAGGAAACCUCGCGGAGUCUCCCCUGACCCAAGUCCACUGGUUUCGGAUCAUUGUUGACGAAGGUCACAACGUGGCUGGCCACGGACACCGCACCAACAUGGUGCAUAUGAUCGAUAAACUUCAUGUCGAGCGCAGGUGGAUUGUGUCGGGAACGCCGUCCAGUGGAUUGUACGGGGUAGAGGUUAGCCUGGCUUCGCAGGAAACGAACACCAGUGACACAGAUUUAACCGAGGCCACCACGGCUGUGCUUCACGGGAGGAGAAGAACGGGAAACCUCAUUGAUAACGAGCUCAAAGACCUUGACAAGCUCAAACUCAUCGUCACGCAGUUUCUUGAUGUGAAGCCGUGGUCGAAUUCUCGUGCCAACGAUCCGGCUAACUGGACCAAAUACAUCAAGCCUGUUGGCGAGGAUGGGAGACGCCGGAAGGCACCCUCGCUCCGUGCCACACUGCAGGGACUGGUCGUACGGCAUCGAAUGGAGACUAUCCAUACCCAAAUCACUUUGCCGCGGUUGCACAACAAGGUUGUACACCUCGAACCAACCUUCUACGACAAGCUGAAUCUGAACCUGUUCAUUUUCAUACUGGCGGUCAACGCGAUCACUUCGGAGCGCAAGGACCAGGACUACAUGUUCCAUCCCCGCAAUAGAAAGCAUUUGACCACGUUGAUCGGCAAUCUCCGACAGGCCGGCUUCUGGUGGGCAGGAUCUGACGGAGAUCUCUCCGGGACUAUCGACACCGCUCAGAAGUACAUGGAGAAGAAUCGGGCGCAGAUGACGGAGGACGACAUAGCUUUGCUGACAGAAGGAAUUCGCAUUGCCCAGAAAGCACUUUCUUGCGAGAGUUGGAACGCGUUCAAGGAAUUUCAUGAGCUAGGGGUUUUUAUCCAGGAUUUCCCUUCCCACGCUCGCAACAUGUGGGCGCUAACCGGAUCCCGAUCUCUCCUGGAGCCGCUUCUCAUCGGCAUCACUCAGGCUCACCAUGCCCAGAGAUUUAUCACGGCACAUCUGAAUUCGUUCGACCCCGCCGAGGGCCUCGCUGGCGCCGGGAUCAAAAUUCGUCAUCAACUCCAAAAGCGAAAGCAACAGGGCCCAGACUCUUCUAGCACCCACAAGACUAUCCCCGAUAAGCCCAUCACCACGCGGUCGCCCAAGAAAUCUUUUUCCAAAGGACUCUCCAAGAGCCUACCGACGGAGUCUCCGCUUAAGAAGACCAAGCUCGUCGCAACUGCGUCGGCCAAACUGACAUACCUGCUUGAACAGGUCCUUCAUCUCCACAAGGAAGAGAAGAUCAUUAUCUUUUAUGACAACAACAACUCGGCAUUCUGGAUCGCCGAAGGACUGGAGCUUCUCGGGGUCGAGUUCCGUAUCUACGCUAGCACUCUGAAACCCGCCCAGCGGGCCGAAUACCUCGCCAUGUUCGAGGGGACUGAGGACAUCCGAGUCCUUUUAAUGGAUCUGGGCCAAGCGUCUCACGGGCUACACAUUGCCAGCGCGUCGCGCGUGUUCAUCAUAAACCCCAUCUGGCAGCCCAACGUGGAAAGCCAAGCCAUCAAGCGAGCCCAUCGUAUUGGACAAACGCGCCCGGUAUUCGUCGAGACUCUCGUACUCAAGGACACCCUAGAGGACAAGAUCCUGCAGCGACGAAAAGCUAUGUCGGACACUGAGAUCCAGCACGCCGAGCGCGACCUACUUGACGAUAAUAUCAUGAGCAAUAUUAUCCAAAACGAGCAUUUCAUUCCCAUGUCCGAAGACGAAGACCCUGCGUCGGCGCACCUGGCAUUUUUCAAGACUCCGUCCGGCUUCUUUGAUCGUCACAAACUGUCCAUCCCGGAUGACGAAGACGGCAGUGAGCCCCAAACCCCGGUUCGCAAAUUCUCGUUGAAGCGGAAACGGCCUUCUCCUGUCGCUCUUGACAUGGACGCCGAAAGCUCUUCCGGGCCGGAUCUCCUGACUCCUCAGCGACGCAGGACCACCGUGCAGCCGGUCCUCUCACCGAAUGGGAUCCUGAUGACUCCGGGACGAGUGCGCUCUAAAUCGCCCUGGUCGUCACCGUCGGUGAUCAGCUCGACCGAAGACCAUGGCGGGAGCACCGAGGGGAUGGGGAGGGGUGAAUCGAGCGAAGGGCCGAAGAAAAAGAAGAAGACGGUGUCUAUUUUCGGAUAA
Aspergillus melleus is the source of this 2457-nucleotide messenger RNA. RefSeq names its product DEAD/DEAH box helicase. The record is from RefSeq and is a predicted model, not a curated record. The transcript has a single exon. Bases 1 to 2457 code for a protein of 818 amino acids. Gene Ontology annotation, molecular function: ATP-dependent chromatin remodeler activity; ATP binding. Lineage: Eukaryota; Fungi; Ascomycota; Eurotiomycetes; Eurotiales; Aspergillaceae.